GUGCUCUUCGCGUUGGAUGCUAUUUUUUUAGGGUGCUUUCCCCAUUGAGUACUUUUUCUUCCCCACAACAAUUCAGCCAUGCCCGAUGAGAAACGAAAGGAUUCAUCAAAAUCAUCUUAUAGGUGCCAGGGUUCUUUUCGCAUUGGGCACUUUAUUCUCUCCGACAGCAAUCCAACCGUCUCCGAAGAGAAACGCAGGGAAGGGAAUCGAAGUCGUCUUACAGACGCAGACACGGAGCGACCAACCGCAGGCCGAAUGCCACCUGCUGCUCCUGCUGUUGUUGCUCCUGCUGCUGCUCCUCCUCCUCCUCAUGCUGUUGCUCCUCGUGCUCUUUUGCUCCUCAUCAUGCUACUUUUCACUGUCUACCAGUCUGUGUAUAUACAGCAGUGCUAG
Molecule: messenger RNA, 393 nt
Organism: Notodromas monacha
Lineage: Eukaryota; Metazoa; Arthropoda; Ostracoda; Podocopida; Cyprididae
Source: the annotation of a GenBank genome assembly